Messenger RNA from Columba livia (rock pigeon), 3856 nucleotides. RefSeq names its product MIER family member 2 (gene MIER2). Gene Ontology annotation, biological process: negative regulation of transcription by RNA polymerase II. The transcript is spliced from 13 exons. Bases 56 to 1804 code for a protein of 582 amino acids. Lineage: Eukaryota; Metazoa; Chordata; Aves; Columbiformes; Columbidae. The record is from RefSeq and is a predicted model, not a curated record. Gene Ontology annotation, cellular component: nucleoplasm. Gene Ontology annotation, molecular function: transcription corepressor activity; histone deacetylase binding.
UGAGCAGCCGCCGCCGCAUCCGGGGCUCCCGUCUCGCCGCCGCUCGCGCUCGGCCAUGGCGGAGGCCUCGGUCGGCAGGCAGAGCCCGAGGGUGGUGUCGUACCCAGCGCGCAGCCUGUGUCCCGGGGAGCCCGGCCUUCAGAGCGCAGCAGUUGUGUCCAUGGGUUCAGCUGAUCACCGACUGAACCUGGCGGAGAUCCUCUCACAGAACUACGGCGUGCGGGAGGAGAGGGAAGAAGGGGAUGAUGCUCAGGAGAAGCAGAAAUCUUUAGAAGAGCUGGAGAAGAGUUUCAGUGCCUCUCAGAGCAGUGAAAUGCCGUUUGAGGAGCUGCUCGCGCUUUAUGGCUAUGAGGCGUCUGAUCCCAUCUCGGAGCAGGACAGCGAGAGCAAUGACAUCACUCCCAACCUCCCAGAUAUGACUCUGGAUAAGGAACAAAUAGCGAAGGAUUUGCUUUCAGGGGAAGAAGAGGAGGAGACGCAAUCUUCAGCUGAUGAUCUCACUCCAUCCGUCACGUCCCACGAUGCAUCAGACCUAUUCCCAAACCAGCCUGGCUCAAACAACUUCCUUGCUGAUGAAGACAAAGAGCCGUGUUCGUCUCCGUGUGCUUCCUCCAUGGCUGAGGAUUCAGAGGAGGAUUCCAUCCCAUCCAACGAGUGUAAGAAGGAGAUCAUGGUUGGACCUCAGUACCAAGCCACGGUUCCCAUCCUGCACUUCAACAGGCACAGUGAAAAAGCCUACGAGAAUGAAGAUCAGCUGCUUUGGGACCCAAACAUACUCCCGGAGAGAGAGGUGGAGGAGUUCCUGUACCGCGCGGUGAAGCGGCGGUGGGACGAGCUGGCCAGCAGCAGCCUGCCCAAAGGAGAGGUGGUGAAGGACAACGAGCAGGCUUUGUAUGAGCUGGUUAAAUGCAACUUCAAUGCAGAAGAGGCACUGCGGAGGUUACGGUUCAACGUGAAGGUUAUCAGAGAUGAGCUUUGUGCCUGGAGUGAAGAAGAGUGUAGAAAUUUUGAGCACGGCUUCAGGGUCCAUGGGAAGAACUUCCAUCUUAUCCAAGCGAACAAGGUCCGCACCCGGUCGGUGGGCGAGUGUGUGGAGUAUUACUACAUGUGGAAAAAAUCAGAGCGCUAUGACUACUUCACUCAGCAGACGCGUCUAGGAAGGAAGAAGUACGUCCUCCACCCUGGAGCCACGGAUUACACCGACAACGACUUGGACGGGGGUGAAGUAGAAAACGCCAGCCGUUCUCGGAGCUCGCCACCGAUUCCCUCUGCGACGAGAUGCCUGGAUGCUCAUUUCGGUCAAGAUCAGCUAGCAAUAGAGAGCACAGAGCCCCUCAGCGUGGAGAGCACGGCCUGCAGCCUGGGCAGCAUCAGUGAAUCGGGGCAGGGCUACGAGUGCAGCACUCCUUCCGAGACCAACUGUUCCUUCGACCCCGCGGAGGAGUCGUCCUCAGGCACCACCUCGGCUCCCUGCACGCAACGCGCUGCCAGCCCCGCGGAGACGGGGCUCUGCGCUUUGCCGCCGGCAGGACCAGGACUAGCAGAGAAGCAGGAGACGUUACAGAGCUCUGGCGAGACGAUAACCAUGGACUUCACGCUCCCUGCAGACACUAACGAGGGUUUGCCUUUAACUGCUGGCCCUAUGGAUUUGGACAGAGAGCCAGAGGCGGUGGUGGCCCCUGCGCAAGUGUCCUUAUCGGUCACAGAUUUUGGCCUCAUUGGCAUUGGAGAUGUAAAUAGUUUCCUGACUGCGCAUCAGGCCUGUCCAGCACCGGUGGCUCGGUCGGAGCCGCUAUCGCAGUGAGAGUCUCCAGUCACAAACUUGUCACAGACCCAGCAAGGACUUUGACCCGACUGAGUGAAAUCCUGGAACUUGCAGCGUUCCAUGAGGACAGUUUGGAGCUGUUGGUCAGAAUCCGUCUUUCCGUUCUUUUGAUCCAAGGCUACAGUGAAACCAAACACCUUUCUGCUCCGGUGUGUUCUGAUGCCAUCACAGAGAGCUGGUGGCUGGGGGUAGCGAGGGGGCAGGUCUGUCCCCUGCUGUCCCACUGGCCAUGUGUCACCCCAGGUAAUUCCAGGCUGUUGGGAGAGCCCCUGCACUUGGGACACGGGCAAUGUCCCUUGGCCCCAGCGGGACAGUCUGAGUGCAGAGGUGCUUUGAGAAUGGGGAUGUAUCACCGGCGUGCCCGGGGCUGGGAUGGAGGGCGCAGCCUGAGAGCUCAGGGGAUGCGCAGAGAGCGGAGUUGUUCCCGUUUCCCUCCCGUCACCCAUCCUGUCCCUCACUCCUGAGCUGUGACAGGCACACGCUGCUGCCGCAACCCUCCCGCAGCCGCCGUGUCCCCUGCGCGCUCUGCCACCCGCUGCGGGCGGGACGUGGCCUGUCCAGCCUUUGACAGAAGCGUCAGGUCCUGGGAAGGGACACUUAAGGCCUUCUCACCUUCCCUUGGGCCGUGGGGCACGUGUGUGGGGAGUUCAGGGAGUUUGUAGAUGCACAGAGCGGCGCUGGCCCCGGAGCUGCGCGGUGCUGCCGCCGCGGUUCCUGCGGCGAGUGACUCGAUCCCUGCUGACCGCCACCGUGUGAGAGGGUAAAAUGCAGAUGGAAACGUCUGUAAUUCACAGUUUGCUCAACCGAUUUGUCAGCUGUGGGAGGAGGUUGCUCCGUCCCAAGGCACCGCAUUGAGGGCACCAGCGCUCACGCAGGGUCCCAGGCAGGAGAGCGCAGCAGUCCCCGGGCAUCCCUGCCCUGUUCUGCGUCACAAGAAAGCAAGCUCUCUGUUUUCUGAGAGGAAAGUAAUGUCUUCGCUGCCGCCAGCGGUGUUCGGAGGAGAAGACACGGGUGGCCCCGCGUGGCAGCGAGGUGGCACGUUCGGGUGUGCUGAGGCCGGAGCUGCUUCACCUCCCGGCUGUGUUCCAGGUCUGGGCUGAAAUCCACGUGUCUCAUCCCCCUGUCCGCGCAGGGAACGUGUGUGCGGAGCGAGGUCUGACACCGAUGUUCCUUCCUCCAGCCGUUUCCUGCACUUGGAAGGGGUUUGGGUUGAGGUUUGUUUGGUUUAGUGGAGGCCUUUGGGCUGCGACCCUGCGGUUGAUUCUGCUGCUGCGGCACAUGGAAGACGACUGAAACCGUUAGCCCAGAUCGCCCCUUUACGCAGCCCCGUGAUGUCAUGCAGCACCCACAGCUUCGCGGGACGGCAGGAUCAGACCCCGUCCCUCCUCGACCAGCCCCGUUUUGGGUGCAUUUGCAGGAGUUUGCUGCGGCGCCGGAGCCGCCUUGUCCAGCCAGCGUGAGAACUGGGGCUCCCUGUGGCUGCGCCCGCUUGUUGGAAACAAAAAGCAACUCCACAGUGGAACUGCCCGGUGGGAUCCCCCUUUUGUGGGGGAGAGGGGGUGAGCGCACGGGCAGCCCUCCCAGGGAGGGCCAGGCCUCGGCAUCUCCUCCACCAGCCAAGAACCUUUCUUAAUUUUCCCAAAACCAUUUUUGCUUUGGUUUAUUUCAAGCCCUAACGAAACGAGAGGUGAGGCUGGGGGAGGCAAAACUGUCUCUUAUUUAUGUUUUUCAGUGUUGUUUACAGAUUCAUAUGGGGUCUUUCAAUACGAGUGCGGCGCUUUUUCCACAUAAUGUUAAAGGAGCGGGUGGAAAGGGCUGGGACAGGGAGGGGGAGUCGCUUGGGGAGGAGGUUUCAUUUUGCUUUUUCGUUGGGGUUUUCUUUUUCCUUCUUACAAAGCACAUUCACUUUGAGCUGCUCCCAAUGCUGGACUCUUUACCCCAUUCCCCCCCCAAGCCCUACACUGUGAAGUGAUACUGCCUUGAAGACCCCUCGCCGUUAUUUAUUUAAUUAAAAAUGUCAUUUGAAAACGA